Linum trigynum is the source of this 1656-nucleotide messenger RNA. NCBI's taxonomy places the organism in Eukaryota, Viridiplantae, Streptophyta, Magnoliopsida, Malpighiales, Linaceae. The record is from the annotation of a GenBank genome assembly.
AUGGGGUUUUCCGGCUCGUCUCGAGCAGCACUUGCUCUUCUUCUUCUGGCGAUAAGUAGCUGCUGCUUCUCCUCAGCAAUUCUCGGCGGCAUACCGUCGACUCUGGAUGGACCAUUCAAGCCGGUCACCAUCCCUCUGGACACAAGCUUCCGCGGUAACGCCGUCGACUUGCCGCCCACCGAUCCUCGGGUGCAGAGGAAUGUCACGGGCUUCGUUCCUGAGCAGAUUUCCGUCUCCCUCUCUGCUACCCAUGACUCCGUUUGGGUUUCUUGGAUCACAGGGGAUUUCCAAAUUGGGGAGGAGAUUCAGCCAUUGGACCCGAAAACUGUAGCGAGCGUGGUGAAAUAUGGAACCACCAACUCGUCAUUGAACAAUGCAGCUAAUGGGAAUUCCCUUGUUUACAGUCAGCUGUACCCUUUCGAAGGCCUCCAGAACUACACCUCUGGAAUCAUCCACCAUGUUCGUCUUCAAGGGUUGAAUCCGAGCACCACUUACUUCUACCAAUGCGGCGACCCUUCCCUAUCAGCGAUGAGCGAUGUACAUUCGUUCACCACGAUGCCAGCUUCGUCCUCGCAGAGCUACCCUACCAGAAUUGCCAUCGUGGGAGACCUGGGUCUUACCUACAACACUACUUCCACAGUCGACCAUAUGGCCUCCAACAAUCCUGAUCUCAUCCUGCUGGUUGGGGACGUCAGUUAUGCCAACUUGUACCUCACGAAUGGAACCGGGGCAGAUUGCUACACCUGUGCCUUCCCCGAUAGUCCGAUCCACGAAACCCACCAGCCUCGCUGGGACUACUGGGGAAGGUACAUGCAGCCAGUGAUCUCCAGGGUCCCGAUCAUGGUGAUCGAAGGGAACCACGAACUAGAAACGCAGGUUAAGAAGAAGGUGUUCGAGUCCUACAGCGCUCGGUUCGCAUUCCCUUCGGAAGAGAGCAAAUCACACUCCACAAUGUAUUACUCUUUCAAUGCCGGAGGGGUUCAUUUCGUGAUGCUCGGUUCCUACAUCGGUUACCACAAGAAAUCACAUCAGCACAAGUGGUUGAAGAAAGAUCUGGCCAGCGUCGAUCGAAAGGUGACCCCCUGGGUCGUGGCUACGUGGCACGCGCCUUGGUACAGCAGCUACGCUGCGCAUUACAGAGAGGCAGAGUGCAUGAAGGUCGCAAUGGAAGACUUGCUUUACAAGCACGGGGUCGAUAUGGUCUUCAAUGGACAUGUACAUGCCUACGAGAGAUCGAACCGCGUCUACAACUACGAGCUCGAUCCUUGCGGACCGGUCUACAUAACCGUGGGCGACGGUGGGAACCGAGAGAAGAUGGCGAUCCCACAUGCUGACGAGCCUGGUAACUGUCCUGACCCGGCCACGACACCGGACCAGAUCAUGGGAGGUUUCUGUGCGUUCAACUUCACUUCAGGACCGGCGAAAGGCAGCUUCUGUUGGGACCGACAGCCGGAUUACAGUGCGUAUAGAGAAUCGAGCUUCGGCCAUGGCAUUCUGGAGGUGAAGAACGAGACUCAUGCUCUGUGGACAUGGCACCGGAAUCAGGACAUGUAUAGUUCUCCAGGGGAUCAGCUCUACAUUGUCAGGCAGCCAGAGGAGUGCCCUGUUAAAGCUAAGAGGAAGCCGAGAUUGGAGAACCCCAAGAACCAAAGUUAG